AUGUUUUGUUUGAAAUAUUUUGGGGUGAUAUUCAUCGACUCGAAUAAUGAUAACGACAUGUGCCAAACCAUUUACUCCGUUAUUUUAUUUACCACUUUCAUAAUUAUUGCGAUCAUGACACCCUAUGUUACACUUGAGUUUGAUGAUUGGUCGACCGCAUUGUCUACGUCUAUGUCACAGUUAAUAUGUAAUACAGUGAACAUUUCUUCAUUUAUAUCAAGAAUAAUUGUUCUGUACAACGUCAAGUACAAAAAAUAUCAAAAAUAUAAGACGACAUUAGAAGGAUUUGAGAUUUAUAUACCAAUGAACACAGUCGCUUUGAAACACAUCAAGUAUUUUUCUUUUACCGUGAUUUUCUUGUGCUUGAUUACUAUCUUACCUAUGAAUAUCUUAAAAUUGUUUUACCUGUUCCAUAACCACACCAAUCCCAUUUUAAUGACUACAUAUUUUUUUUUCUAUUACAUUCACAACAUAAGCAUGGUUUGUACGGAACUGCACUUUGUCAUCCAGUGUUUUGUGGUGUACACGAAGUAUCGAGAUAUAAGCGAGGAGUUAAUUCAAAUAAACGAUGAACAUAACUUUUACAACUUUAAUGUACAAUACCCGUUCAUUGCUAGCCAAGUGGCAACUCCAGCGAAAAGUAAUGAUCCGAUGCAAUCUCGUGUAAUCAUAUACGAAAAAGAUUUUUACUGUUCAAAGGACAAAAUAAGUCCAUUAGCGAACACUAUCGAACUUUUGAGGAUAAAACACUGGCUAAUUCGAGAAGCAGUCAAUGACCUCAAAUAUUUGUUUGACUUUCAAAUUAGUCUAUCGAUGAUUUGUAUAAUCACUUCAACACUAUUCGACAUAUAUACGUAUGGAUUUUAUUCGAAGUCAUACAACAGUUCAUUUAAUAAACCAGUAUUUCGAUCCAGUAUUCUAUUUUAUGGGUGGAUGCUUCAAUAUUCUUUCAGGUUUUGCAUCAUCGUUAUCACAGCACACACUGCAACUAAACAGGCGGUUAAAAUAAAAAAGUAUAUAACAGAAAUGAACAAUCGAUACUUAGAUUUAAGUACAAAAGAAGAGCUACACUUAUUUUAUAAUCAAUUAACCAUUUGUUCACCGCAGUUCACAGUCUUUAAUAUUUUCACUAUAAACAAUGGUAUAAUAACUUCGGCAAUGGCUGCUGGUUCAACAUAUAUCUUAAUAUUGAUACAAAUUCAUUCAGACAAAUAAAUUUAUUAGGAGCAAAUUUUUAGAUGAAAACUAUUCGUACAAAAUAAAAUAAAAUACAGAUUCAACAAACAAAUUUUUUCCAUUUAUUGAAUUGAAGACAUGUAAUUCACUAUUGAAUUAUUUAUUAAGAGCCGACAUGAAAAUCAAGACCUACGACCAACGACACUAACAGUACACAACUCAGUGUUAAAAUAAAAUCUAUUUUUGUUAAUUAAAUUAACUAUAAAAUAAAUAAUACUAAACUAAUCAAGUUAUUAAUAACAAAAAAUUAUGUAAAACAAUAGACAGAAGGUAUUUUAAUUUAACGUGUUCUUCAUUAUUGCCAUAUUGUAUUUAACACUAUUUCUUAAAAUAAUGAAUAAAAAUCAACCUUAUUGUAAGAAAGUACAAUAAUGUAACAUUAUGAAUUUUGUAAAAAGAGUAUACUAUAAAUUGGUUAAAUGUUAUGAUAUAUUUAUUGAUAAUUGAAAUUUAUUUUGAGUUAUCUUAGCCAUGGAACAUAUCAUAUAUUUUAUAAUUAAAGAUGAUUUCUCAAGAAUAUCUUAGUACAUAUUUUCAAAAAUUUGUUAAGUCCAAUGUCACCUAUAUAAAAUUAUUUUUGCUGUUUUCCAGAUUGAUA
Rhopalosiphum maidis (corn leaf aphid) is the source of this 1834-nucleotide messenger RNA. RefSeq lists its product as uncharacterized. The transcript has 5 exons. Gene Ontology annotation, biological process: sensory perception of taste. The coding region runs from base 1 to 1215 and encodes 404 amino acids. The record is from RefSeq and is a predicted model, not a curated record. Gene Ontology annotation, cellular component: axon; membrane; dendrite. Lineage: Eukaryota; Metazoa; Arthropoda; Insecta; Hemiptera; Aphididae.